GGAAAGCCCCCCAUGGCUGCAGAGCUGCCCCCAAAGCAAAAUUAGAGACAAAACCAGUCUGCAGCCCCAGCCUGGUCCAGAUCACCCAGUUCCGAAUGAUGGUGUCGCUGGGACAUUUAGCCAAAGGAGCCAGCCUCGACGAGCUCAUCGAUAGCUGCAUUCAGUCUUUCGAUGCAGAUGGAAACUUGUGUCGAAGUAACCAACUGCUACAGGUUGUGCUGACAAUGCAUCGGAUCAUCGUGUCUUCCACGGAGCUGCUCCAAAGAGUGAUUGCCCUCUAUAAAGAUGCCGUGGCAAAGAAUUCUCCAGGGUUUUGCCUGAAGAUCUGCUACUUUGUAAGGUAUUGGAUAACAGAGUUUUGGAUCAUGUUUAAGAUGGAUGCCAGCCUGACCCACACCAUGGAGGAGUUUCAGGACCUGGUAAAAGCCCAUGGGGAGGAGUUGCACUGCCGGCUCAUCGACACCAGUCAGAUCAAUUCCCGUGACUGGUCCAGGAAAUUGACUCAGAGGAUAAAAUCAAAUACCAGCAAGAAGCGGAAAGUCUCUCUGCUCUUUGACCAUCUGGAGCCAGAAGAACUCUCAGAGCACCUCACCUACCUCGAAUUCAAGUCCUUCCGAAGGAUAUCGUUCUCCGAUUACCAGAACUACCUGGUGAAUAGCUGUGUGAAAGAGAACCCCACGAUGGAGCGGUCCAUCGCCCUGUGCAACGGCAUUUCUCAGUGGGUGCAGCUGAUGGUCCUCAGCCGCCCCACCCCGCAGCUUCGAGCAGAAGUCUUCAUCAAGUUCAUUCAGGUGGCGCAGAAGCUCCACCAGCUCCAGAACUUCAACACCCUGAUGGCGGUGAUCGGUGGGCUCUGCCACAGCUCCAUCUCCAGGCUCAAGGAGACAAGCGCACAUGUCCCACAUGAGAUCAAUAAGGUUUUGGGCGAGAUGACUGAGCUGCUGUCCUCCUGUAGAAACUAUGACAACUACCGGCGAGCCUACGGGGAGUGCACCCACUUCAAGAUCCCGAUCCUUGGGGUGCACCUCAAGGACCUCAUCUCCCUGUACGAAGCCAUGCCCGACUAUCUGGAGGAUGGGAAGGUGAACGUGCACAAGCUGCUGGCCCUGUACAACCACAUCAAUGAGCUGGUGCAGCUGCAGGAGGUGGCCCCGCCCCUGGAAGCCAACAAGGACCUCGUGCACCUGCUAACGCUCUCCCUGGAUCUCUACUACACGGAAGAUGAAAUCUAUGAGCUCUCCUAUGCCCGGGAGCCGAGAAACCACAGAGCUCCACCACUAACACCUUCAAAGCCGCCAGUGGUGGUGGACUGGGCCUCCGGAGUGUCCCCCAAACCUGACCCGAAGACCAUAAGCAAACACGUUCAGAGGAUGGUGGAUUCUGUCUUUAAGAACUAUGAUCACGACCAGGAUGGAUACAUUUCUCAAGAGGAGUUUGAAAAGAUUGCUGCAAGUUUCCCAUUUUCCUUCUGUGUGAUGGACAAAGACAGGGAAGGCCUCAUCAGCAGAGAAGAGAUCACGGCUUACUUCAUGCGGGCCAGCUCCAUCUACUCAAAGCUGGGCCUGGGCUUUCCUCAUAACUUCCAAGAGACCACCUACCUGAAGCCCACUUUCUGCGACAACUGUGCUGGAUUUCUCUGGGGAGUCAUCAAACAAGGAUUUCGAUGUAAAGAUUGUGGGAUGAACUGCCACAAACAGUGCAAAGAUCUGGUUGUGUUCGAGUGCAAGAAGAGAUCCAAGAAUGCAGCAGCUCUCACAGAAUACAGCAACGCGGUGGGGCCAAACCUCUGCUCAUUGGGAGCAAAGGAUCUGCUCCAUGCGCCUGAGGAAGGACAUUUUCCAUUCCACAAUGGGCAAGUCAUGGAACACAGUGAGGAAAGUAAAGACCGGACAAUCAUGCUCAUGGGUGUGUCCUCACAGAAGAUUUCUGUGCGGCUAAAGAGGACUGUUGCCCACAAGGCUACGCAGACAGAAUCGCUGCCCUGGCUCGGAAGUGAGGGUCCUAUUGGCCCUUCUGUGCCAUCAUCCCCAAGAAAAACAGCCCAGGAUAUGCUUUCUGUGCUUCCUGGUCCCCCAUCUCCAUGCCCCAGCCCAGUAUUAAUCAGAAAGCGGGCUUUUGUCAAGUGGGAAAACAAAGAAUCCCUUAUAAAGUCAAAGGAGGAGCUCCGUCACCUCAGACUCCCAACUUACCAAGAGCUGGAACAGGAAGUAAAUACUCUGAAAGCAGAUAAUGAUGUCUUAAAGACCCAACUGAAGUGUGCACAGAAGAAAAUAGAAAGCCUUAAGCUUUCAAGGAGCAAUCACAUCUUAGUGCAGAUGGAGCAGAGGGACUGUUCUUAGCCCAGAAGCUGAAGGAGAGAACAGAUUAACACAGAUCCUGGGAACCACACAACCGUAGACUUUAAAGGGGGGAUUCAAAACUCAGUUAACCUCUUUUUUGACCUAACAUUCUUAACGUGCAGUGUUGUUUUCUUUUAGUCAGUUGUACCACAGGGAAGGAAAGCUGAAUUACAAAAGCUUUGACAAUCAUACCACAAACCUCUUUGCAAGGAUUAAUACCAAAAGCAUGCAAAGCAAAACAUGUGAUUCUAAUGACAAGAUGGCUU
Messenger RNA from Suncus etruscus (white-toothed pygmy shrew), 2605 nucleotides. It is a transcript of the gene RASGRP1, whose product is annotated as RAS guanyl releasing protein 1. Lineage: Eukaryota; Metazoa; Chordata; Mammalia; Eulipotyphla; Soricidae. Gene Ontology annotation, cellular component: plasma membrane. The transcript is spliced from 16 exons. The coding region runs from base 96 to 2339 and encodes 747 amino acids. Gene Ontology annotation, molecular function: guanyl-nucleotide exchange factor activity; calcium ion binding. Gene Ontology annotation, biological process: Ras protein signal transduction; positive regulation of GTPase activity. The record is from RefSeq and is a predicted model, not a curated record.